AUGGAGGAGUUGUGCAGAAAGGAUGGGCUCGAUGUUAACCUGCAAGAUUCCCAGGGUCGAACACCACUCUCGUGGGCUGCCCAGCAUGGGAAUGUCGACUGUGUCCAAGUCCUUUUAGACAAAGGCGUAGCCCCCGAUACUCCUGACAAGAAGCGCAGGACCCCGCUCUCCUGGGCUGCCGAACAUGGGAAUGUCGACUGUGUCCAAGUCCUUUUAGACAAAGGCGUAGCCCCCGAUACUCCUGACGAGAAAUGCAGGACCCCGCUCUCCUGGGCUGCCGAAAAGGGACAGGUUGGUGUAAUUGGGGUGCUGCUUUGCUUAGGAGAGAGAAGACCGAAGAGAGACGGUGGCUUAGAUACAGAUGACGAAAGAACCGCCAGAGAAGCCACCAGAAAGUCCCAGAAGAGGAAGAUAGAGGUGGGUGUAGAUGUGAAUUCUUCGGACACGGACAAAAAUUGGACACCUCUUUGGUAUGCCGCAAUAUACCAACGCUUGGAAGCCUUUGACGCUCUGCUGGCAGCUGGCGCAAACCCGUCCCUCACAGAUUCCAAGGGGAGGACACUCCAAAAGGUUCUGCAAACUCGGGAUCGUCCUCAUUCUCCGGUAGCUGACGCGGAGCCCAUCCCACAUCUCACGGAUAUCGACGGAGGGACACGCAAGGACGUUGUCAGGGAUCCCGAAGCCGACGAUAAGCUUCCAUCUCAGGGGUUGACCAAAUACCACCAGAUCCUCGAACGGCUUAAAUUUCCCGGAUCGUGGCACAAACAAAACCAGGAUCUAAAUGUGGCACAGGGUGAUGCUGCGCCCGAAGAUGACGGCAAAGGCACAAGGGAGACCGCAGCUACGCAAUUCAGGCAGCAAGACGAGCAACAAGUCAACGAGCUCCCCAAUGACCGUGACUCGCACGGCAGGCGUAGCGGCAUGGUUCUCUUCAUGCCGUAUCUUCACUGGGAGCUUGAGGAAGAAUACAACAAGCUCCAAGAUAUUAUGAAGGAAACAAAGACAAUACUGUAUAUGUCUAAGAACUCCAAGCACUCCAAGGACUCCAGAAACUCCAAGGACUCCAGAGACUCCAAGGCCAAAGAAGCGCAUACAGCGCGUAUGAAAACGGCCCUCGGAGAUGCGAGACUAUGUAGUACACAGAAACUAUACUGGAGAUAUCUCGAGGAAGACCAUCCCCUUCACCCGCGGCGCACCCUCGAUCAAUUUUAUUACCACACACUGUCGGAUACCAAGGAACGUGACCAAGACCAGACGUGUGUUAGAUAUUUCAACAAGAAGAAAGGUGACUUGGAAGGUCAGACUUUCGAGUUGAGGCGGGUGCUUACCAUGGUCGACCAGCUCUGGAUGUGGAUCCUACCGGCAUGUGGAACAGCGCCGCCCACCGUGAUAACCGCCUUUCCGCAGAGGUCGGAUCGCAUGGCCUGUAAAGACCCAAAGAGGAUGCCGGCGCUGGUUUCGAAUAUUGUCGAUAUAUUGCGGGAUAUAUUGCGGGGUCCGCUCCCAUGCCCGUCUGUGGAAGAGCUGACCGAGAUUAUUGCUACCGAGUGUUCGAGGAUUUACUUUGACACCAUGAGCAACCGGCAUGAGCUGACCCAGUUUUUACAAAUCUACACUACUUCUAUUGGCGACAUCGUAGGUUGA
Messenger RNA from Parascedosporium putredinis, 1644 nucleotides. Lineage: Eukaryota; Fungi; Ascomycota; Sordariomycetes; Microascales; Microascaceae. The record is from the annotation of a GenBank genome assembly.